CAUGACUCAAGUACAAACAGUACAACAGAAUAUCUCGGAAAGACCACGGGACACGACAUAUGAAACAAGCAAAUAGCGAAAACGCAAUUGCAUCUGAAAGACAUCACUGCACAUCAUCGACACAAGCACAAGAUAUCAUCCAACAUGGCUGAGGCGGCGAGCACUACGUCAACUCAGACGGCCGCCGAAAAACUCGCGCUCAUCAAACACAAUCUGCAAGAAGUUUUGAACGAGGAGAUCAUCUCCGAGAUUCUCAACAAAAAUGAACGACCACUCAAGAUCUACUGGGGCACGGCCACAACAGGAAAGCCUCACUGUGGCUACUUCGUUCCUAUGCUCAAGAUCGCCGAAUUCCUCGCCGCCGGCUCAGAAGUCACCGUCCUCCUGGCCGACGUGCACGGCUUCCUCGACAACCUCAAAGCCCCGAUCGAAUUAAUCGAACACCGAGCCAAAUACUACAACUUUUGCAUCACGGAGACAUUACAAGCCGUCGGCGUCGAUGUCUCCCGCCUGAAAUUCGUCCUGGGAUCCAGCUACCAGACUACGGGCUCCAGCGGCGCCAAAUACUUCAUGGACCUCCUGCGCCUGUCCACCGCCGUCUCCGGCCACGACGCCACCAAAGCCGGCAGCGAAGUCGUCAAACAAGUCGAAAGCCCGCCUCUCUCCUCCCAAAUCUACCCGCUCAUGCAGGCCCUCGACGAGGAAUAUCUCGGCGUGGAUGCCCAAUUCGGCGGCGUCGACCAGCGCAAGAUCUUCACCCUGGCCGUCGAAGCCCUGCCGCGAGUCGGGUUCGCCAAACGUGCUCACCUCAUGAACCCGCUCAUCCCGGGUCUCCAGGAGGGCGGCAAGAUGAGCAGUUCCGACCCAGACUCCAAAAUCGACCUCAUCGACGCCCCCGAUGUCGUGCGCAAGAAGAUGAAAAAAGCCUUCUGUCCGCCCAAGCAAGUCGAGGGCAACGGCGUGCUCUCCUUCGUCGAAUACGUCCUCCUCCCGGCCUCCGCGCUGCGCAGUGCAGAUGGGAAACCCCGCUUCGUCGUGCCCCGUCGCGAUGCAGAACCCCUCGAGUACACCGACAUCGAGAGCAUGCGCGCGGAUUACCUGGCGGAUGUUCUGCAGCCGCAGACGCUCAAACCCGCGACGACGGAGGCGCUUCUGGAGAUUCUCGCGCCGAUUCGAAAGGCCUUCGAGAGUAAUGAGGAGUGGAAAGAGACGGAGCAGAAGGCUUAUCCCCCGCCUCCGGCCCCUGUGCAGAAGAAGAAGAAGGAGAAGAAGAUUGGCACGAGGUUCCCUGGUGCGGCGAAGAAUGAGGCGGGUGAAGGGACGGAAUUGGAGGUCCAGCCGGAUGGGUCGGUCAAGGGACCGGAUGCGCAGGAGGCGAGUGUAGGGAAGUCGACGGAGGAGGCGUUGGAGAAGUUGUCGUUGGCUGCGGAGGGUGUUCAGUCUUCGUAGAUCUCUUUUCAAGUUGCAUAACGGACUCGGGAAUUGAAAAUGGUAGAUCGGCAUCGAGAAUUUGCAACAUCCGUGAUGUCGUGUUCGCACCGAAUUUCAUUAUGAUCAAUGGCCUCAACACAUCGACUCCCUAUCUGUAGAAAACCUUCCAAACUCAACUAAGCAAGACGCGAAUCUCAUCCACUGUGCGAGGGAAAAUCUCUCUCAACCAAACCUGUUCCUCGUCAUCUUCCUCAUCCUCAUUUUCACCGACCCCUUCCUCCAGACCCCUCCUCUUCGCCUUGUCAGCCUCCACAACAAGCUCCUCGAUCCUCUCAAACUCAUCUACAAAUCUUUCCGCCGCCGCUUCGACCACACGCCUCACCAUGGCGGGAUCCUGCA
Molecule: messenger RNA, 1830 nt
Organism: Dissoconium aciculare CBS 342.82
Lineage: Eukaryota; Fungi; Ascomycota; Dothideomycetes; Mycosphaerellales; Dissoconiaceae
Product: tyrosine tRNA ligase
Exons: 1
Coding region: 145-1449 (434 amino acids)
Biological process (GO): tyrosyl-tRNA aminoacylation
Molecular function (GO): tyrosine-tRNA ligase activity; ATP binding
Source: RefSeq, a predicted model, not a curated record